Messenger RNA from Malurus melanocephalus (red-backed fairy wren), 984 nucleotides. It is a transcript of the gene SPR, whose product is annotated as sepiapterin reductase. Gene Ontology annotation, molecular function: sepiapterin reductase (NADP+) activity. NCBI's taxonomy places the organism in Eukaryota, Metazoa, Chordata, Aves, Passeriformes, Maluridae. The record is from RefSeq and is a predicted model, not a curated record. The transcript has a single exon. The annotation marks the transcript as partial. Gene Ontology annotation, biological process: tetrahydrobiopterin biosynthetic process.
GCCUGCGUGGUGACGGGCGCUUCCCGCGGCUUCGGCCGGAGCUUGGCGCGUCUCCUGGCCCCGCGGCUCGGCCCGGGCUCGGCGCUGCUGCUGCUGGCGCGCUCCGCGGAGCCGCUGGCCGAGCUGGCGACCGAGCUGAGCGCCGGGGCCACCACCGGCAGCGACACCGGGAGCGGCGGCUUGCGCGUUCAGUACGUGGCCGCCGAUCUGGGCUGCGAGGAGGGGCUGCGGACCGCAUCGGCUGCCGUGCGGGAGCUGCUGCAGGACGCGUCCUUCGGCCGCCUGCUCCUCGUCAACAACGCCGGUAACGACACGGUGACCCCGGCUGGCCCCGUUUGUGCCCCCCGAGCCACUGCUCUCCUUCCCCGGGGGCAGCCGGGACACUCCCGCCCGGUUCCGGCUGAGCUGGGGCUUGAUCCGGGCUUGGGAUGCCGGCAAAUAACCCCAAAGAGAGAAGGAGCUGCAGUCAUUUCACCCUGGCCGGGUUUGAUUUAUUUAAGGAAUUAACUUUAGCAGUGCUUUGCUGCCAGCGAGGUUUUCCCUGCUGUUCUUAAAGCUUUACCGGUGGCAUAGGAACGGUUGGAUCCCCUCCUGMACCUUCCUAUCCCCCUGCUCUGCUCCCCAAAUCCAAACCUUCRGACAAACUUCCAGCCCCACCUUGUGGAUCCUUCCUUGCACCGUUAAUGCCUUUUUUACCCAUUAUCGCUUUCAAUCAUCUGUGGGUUGCUUUGCUCCGGGAUCUGGGGYUGUCACUGGCUUGGUUCCCAUCAGGGACCUGUGGAGGGGACACGGUGGCCCUUGGGGACAUUGUCCUCCAGGCUGGGAGCUGUUUGUUUUGGCACAGGGGUGGCGGGGCAGGUCCCUGUCCCCYGUGUCACCCGAAAUGGGCUGGGCUGGGCUCCUCAGGCUGCUGUGGGACCCUGGCAGGGACUGGGACACCAAAGCUGUGCUCUGGAAGGGUUCCACGUGGAAUGUGCAGGGAAA